CAGUGAUGCUGUUUGUGCCGCAUUCCCCGCACCGGAGCAGCGGGAAGAUGUACUUAGACCCACAGUGAGUGCGGGCGGGUGCGGAGCCAGGAAUGGCCGAGUCUCAAGCGGCGCCUCGGAAACGUAGUGAGGCUCAGGGCAGCGGGACUGGCGCGGCGGGAGAUGGGGAGUGUUUCUCGCUGGAGGAGAUAUUGGAUCUAUACAAGCAGCCGAUCAAUGAGGAGCAAGCUUGGGCUGUGUGCUACCAGUGCUGCGGGGCCCUGCUGGAGGGGAGGGGGGGUGGCAUUAAGGGAAGGAAGCUAACUGGAGCCGCCGAGAUUUGUAUUCGUAAGGAUGGAGCUGUCAUCACCAGGCAGGAGUCGGCGGCAGCAGAGUCGAUUGAUUGCAGGUUUACAGAAACAGAGGUUAUUGUGUCUCUUGGGAUCAUCAUUUACAAAGCGUUGGAUUAUGGCUUGAAGGAGAAUGAGGAAAGAGAGCUUAGCCCUCCUUUGGAGCUACUGAUUGACAACAUGACUAACACAGACAUAGCUGGAAAUAAUGAUGAAGGCUAUGAUGCACUGGAUGAAGAUGAGACCGACAGUGAAAGAGAAUCAGCAGGAUUCCGACACUCUUACAGAAAUGUAAUGAAGCUUUGUACUACUCAUUUGCCAACCCCAUCAGAAGCACCCAAUCACUACCAAGCAGUAUGCCGGGCCUUGUAUGCAGAGACUAUGGAGUUACACAUGUUCCUGACCAAAAUUAAAAGUGCAAAAGAGAGUUUAAAGAAGAUUCAAGAAAUGGAAAGAGAUACAACAGACAGAGCUUGCUCUGAUUUAGAUGAGCUGAAAAACGCAGACUGGGCUCGGUUUUGGGUGCAGGUCAUGCGGGAUCUAAGGAACGGUGUCAAGCUAAAGAAAGUGCAAGAGCGGCAGUACGACCUGUUACCAAUAGAGUUUGAGCUGACACCAUAUGAGAUGCUUAUGGAUGAUAUUCGAUCUAAACGAUACACCUUAAGGAAAGUCAUGGUUCAGGGUGACAUCCCACCCCGAUUAAAGAAAAGUGCUCAUGAAAUAAUCCUGGAUUUUAUACGAUCUAGACCUCCACUUAAUCCUGUAGCUGCUCGAAAGCUGAAACCCACCCCACCCCGUCCACGAAGCCUCCAUGAACAGAUCCUGGCAGAGAUCAAGUCAGAGCGAAAGCUGCGUCCUGUUUCCCCUGAUGAGAUUAGGCGCAGCAGAUUAGUAACGCGGCCUCUUAGCAUGUCUCACAGUUUUGACUUGUCAGAUGUAUCUACUCCUGAAGCAACAAGAAAAGUGUCUGACAAAACAGUUUUAAAUGGUGGGGUGACGCCUAAAGCCAAGGUCAAUGGGCACCCGAUGCAGGUGGCAGUACAGAGGAAGAAGCUCCUGAAGGCUCCAGCCUUGGCCGAGUUUGAGAGUUCAGAAUCAGAGGAGGACACAGUGCACAAAUCAACGAGCAGCAGUAGUGUGUCUACUUCCCAGCCAGAUGAUGUCUCCCCGGAAUCUGCAUCCAGCAGGAAAUCUCCCCCGAAAUUCCUACCCAUAUCUUCUACCCCUCAACCUGAGAGACGUCAAGCUCCUCAAAGACGCCACUCUAUUGAGAAGGAGACACCAACCAACGUACGUCAGUUCAUUCCUCCAUCACGACAGAGCUCGAGAUCCCUGGUCCCUAGGAUAACCCGUUUUUUUCAAAGGAUGCCAUUUCGACCAUUUUCCUCCAUACACACAGCUUCCCUGCUGGGCUCUCAUCUUUUUGAAGCAGCUGUAUUUGGGGCAGCAGGGGCUGUGUUUUAUCUGUUUGGGAAAGCUUAUUCCAGCAGGUGGAGACACCCCCAGGAGGAGUUCUGCUACCCGGUGGAAUGCCUGGCCCUCACAGUGGAGGAGGUCAUGCACAUACGGCAGGUGCUGGUUAAAGCUGAGUUGGAGAAGUUCCAGCAGUAUAAAGAUAUCUAUAAUGCCCUGAAGAAAGGAAAGCUUUGUUUGUGCUGUCGAACAAAAAGGUUUUCAUUAUUUACAUGGUCAUACACUUGCCAGUUUUGCAAAAGACCAGUGUGCUCACAAUGUUGCAAAAAGAUGAGAUUACCUUCUAAGCCAUAUUCAACACUUCCCAUCUUCUCCCUGGGUCCUUCAACCUUGCAGCGAGGGGACAGUUUCCUAAAGCCAGAGAAGCCAUCCACCAGUCACCAGCGGCCACUGAGAAGCUUCCCCAAGAUUCCUUCCAAGUCUAAGUCAGUGGAGAGACCAGAUGAGGAAUUUCAGUUUCCUAAAGAGCUCAUGGAAGACUGGAGCACCAUGGAGGUGUGUGUGGACUGUAAAAAGUUUAUCUCGGAAAUUAUCAGUUCUAGUCGGCGCAGUUUAACACUCGCUAACAAGAGGGCUCGCUUAAAACGGAAGACGCAAUCGUUCUACUUGUCCUCGACAGCAGCCUCGGAGUUUCGGCCCACUGAGAGAACAAUCAAUGAGAUUUGAGGACUUGUGCCUUUUAUUUUAUCUUUCCUUCUGAUUUGCUCCAGUCUACAUGACUAACCAGACUGUUGUUAUAUGGGUUCUGCAAAUACGGCACAAGUUUCUCUGCUCCUAAAACUUGCUAUGGUAGAGGCAACACUAUUUCCUAGAAACAGCGGCUGGUGAUUCCCUUGCACUGGAAGAAUGCAAUGAUCGCCUUUUUUGAAUGUGUCAUUUUGUAUGAUGACUUCAUUGCAUGAACAGAAGUUCUACUGGAGUCUGCUGAACAGAAAGUUGUACUAAAUCCAGGAGGAACACAAACUUUUCACUGUUACCUCAUUAAAUAGAGUGCAUUUCUCCUUCCCUGCUUAAAUGGAAAAAUUCUGACUUUUUUGGGGGUCAUUUAACAUUACUUGGAUUUCCUUUGGCCAAAACAGUGAAUUUAGAUCUUUGGAGAAUCCACAUUAGACCAGUUGUGUCCGUUACCUAUGUUUUUAUUAUAAGAAGUAGGGUGCUAUUUAUUUAAAUCCUACAAUAACUUUUAGAAUAACCUGGUACAGGAACCAUAGCACUUUUAUUAUCUCCCUCAGUGCCAAACAAAGUCUUCCCAAGCCAGACCUUGCUUCAUAUCUUCACACAUCUAUGCAUAUGGUUAUUUUGUCUCCCAGUAUGUUGCCUCAGUAGACUUAAAAAGACUAUGGAGAUAAAGUAGCAAGGGUCAGUAUGGUGGGUGAAUGACUGGCUGUAUCUUUGUUAGAGCUUAACCUGUUACAUUGCUGACAGUAAGUCUCCUACUUUUGUAAUUAAGCUUCUGAAAUCCAUGUCUGUCAUAUAGGAGAAUAUGCUAUCAUCAUGUUCCAUGUAAGAAUACAAACCUUCGACUUUGUACAUUUUUUUAAAGAUCCUGGAUGAGCGAUAGUAACUUUUUUACAUAAAGAGUGGGCUGUACAGGCCUGUACAAAAUUGUACAUAAAAAGGGUUCUUGGGUUUACUGUUAUGAACAUGUUGGUUUUGCUACAGACACAAAUAUUGUCCUGCAAAGAUACAUUCAGCAACUCCAGGUUCUGUAGUGGAGUUUAGGGGUGGACGUCAAACUUGCAGCUCUCUUUGGUUCAUAGUGGCUGCAGGUUUUACAUCCAUAAUAAAAAGCUUCCGAACUGUUCCAAACUGACAUCUCUUCAUGUAAAUAACUGUAUUAUAUUUAUUAAGAACUGGAAUGUGUUCCCAUUUGAACACUAGCUAUUAUUGUUAUUACCAAGGAGUUUAGGCACUGAAGAAAAAAUAUAUUUAUAUGUACAUUGUCUAUAAUAUUAUGUAAAGAGUUGAGCAUUCUGUUAGAUUUCUGCAAUGAAUAUGUGAUAUUUUGUCCCUUUUAUAUGUUGGAGCUGUAAGCAGAGCUCAUUUCUGAUCAUUUUAUUUAAGGCAUUUAUUUUUAUAGUUUCUCUUCUAAUUUGUGCAGUUUGUACAUCAGAUGUAUUUGCAAACUGGUGUUUUGUUUCUUUGUUCCCUAACUUUAAGGUUAUGAGAAAACAGCAGCCUAUUGCCUGGGACAGCCAAACAGAUAUAGAAUUAACAAGACAAAGCCAAGUGAGUUGGCCUUGCUGAAAAGCUUGGCCAUUGGCUGAUUCAAGAGGCCCUUAGGGCCCUGAAACUUCACCUCCUCUCUCGCAAGCAAUGAGGUGCCCAACAAUACCUGCUUUUUCACAUCAAUUAGAGUUGGCACAUGUAAAACACAUGAAAUGUGGUGAUCCCGGGUAAUCACUUAAGAAUUCCUACUUCCACAUUUCAUUUUUGGGCAAUUACCCAGGAUCACCUUAUGUAAUGUGUUUCAAACUAGGGGCAGGUAUUGCCAUGUGCCCGCGGGAAAGGAGAUUUUCUGCCUGUUGAUGAAGCACUCAGUGUGACUGGGCCCUUCCUCCAGGAAUAGGCAGUCUGCAGAAGUUCACCUGUUGAACUACCAGCAUGCCUCCACCUGCUUUAAGAGCAAUGUCAAACUGGGAUUUAUAGUUUCUUAACAGAUGAAGUGCCAAGUGGUUUCCUCUUCCUGCAUUACCCACUGCCCAGGCAAUAUCAUGCUAUGAGAAUUUUGUUUCAUUUUGGUACAUGUAUUAUUGAUUUGUAUUUUGUAAAAGAUCACAUCUGUUCAUGUUGUUUGAAAUGAUGACAUUAAUGCCUAACAGCAGUAUAUAGCAAUAGCUGUUUAUAAGGACCUUCAGAAGGUCCAGUAAUAAGGUCCAUUAAAAUGAACAGCAGCAAGGAAAGCAAAGGAAAUAAGCAAGCAACUGAGCACCCUAACUAAUAAAGAAAAACUCUCUACAUACAAAAAA
Messenger RNA from Xenopus tropicalis (tropical clawed frog), 4771 nucleotides. It is a transcript of the gene spire1, whose product is annotated as spire-type actin nucleation factor 1. NCBI's taxonomy places the organism in Eukaryota, Metazoa, Chordata, Amphibia, Anura, Pipidae. The transcript has 18 exons. Gene Ontology annotation, molecular function: actin binding. The record is from RefSeq and is a predicted model, not a curated record. Gene Ontology annotation, biological process: actin nucleation; vesicle-mediated transport; actin filament organization. Bases 93 to 2468 code for a protein of 791 amino acids. Gene Ontology annotation, cellular component: cytoskeleton; cytoplasmic vesicle membrane; plasma membrane.